AUGACCGACCUAAAUGAUGAUUUGGAUCUACCAGUAACUAAAGAACUAAGCAGAGAGUUAGUUUCCAAUUUUGUACGGAAGAAUGGCUGCUUAGAUAUAGAUAAGCUAUUACUUGAGAAUAACUUCCAAUACGUAUCGUUAGACGAACUCUCAUAUGAAGUAUCUGCCUUGAAGCAAUCAAUGGAACAAACUAUACUGGAUGAAAUCAAUGACAAUUAUCCCGAGUACAUGGAAAUAUGUGACAGGUUUAAUACUAGUGACAAUAACGAGGUGUUGAAUAAGUUAAAACAAGUCUUGAAUGAUCUACAACAGUUCAACAAGCAAUUACUCCAACUUUGUGAUUCCUCAGUGGCUGAAACUAGAGAAAAAACAGUAACAGCAUUAUCCUACCUAAAAUCGCUUGAUAACCUAUUUGGUAAACUGGACGAUAUCACAAAGCUAUCAGAAUCGCUAAAGAUAUGCCAGCAACUUGUAUCAUCCUUACAGUCUAUGGUGCAGCUGAAUAUCGACGACGAGCUUUCCUUCACAGUGGCAAAGCAGCUCUCUACUAUACUAAUACGUUGUGACUACAGAUUUAGACAUUUGGAAGACAAUGAUUCCACCCUAAUUACUCGAAUGAGAAACGACUUUAAAAGUAUUCUCGAGACCGCAAAGCCUUUAAUUAAACCCGUUCUCGAGAAGCAGAACCAGCAAACUCAAACCAUAAAAACUUAA
Kluyveromyces lactis is the source of this 714-nucleotide messenger RNA. RefSeq names its product Golgi transport complex subunit COG2 (gene COG2). The transcript has a single exon. The record is from RefSeq and is a predicted model, not a curated record. NCBI's taxonomy places the organism in Eukaryota, Fungi, Ascomycota, Saccharomycetes, Saccharomycetales, Saccharomycetaceae. The coding region runs from base 1 to 714 and encodes 237 amino acids.